Messenger RNA from Endocarpon pusillum Z07020, 858 nucleotides. RefSeq lists its product as uncharacterized. Lineage: Eukaryota; Fungi; Ascomycota; Eurotiomycetes; Verrucariales; Verrucariaceae. The record is from RefSeq and is a predicted model, not a curated record. The transcript is spliced from 2 exons. Bases 1 to 858 code for a protein of 285 amino acids.
AUGCAGUCAAUACCCAUAUUGCUCAAGGUUAUCCGAGGCCAGCACCCACGGGGUGUUGUUGAAUUCUCCCAAUCCCGCGUAAUCCUCUAUUCCUUUACCUUCAUCACAUCUCUCCUAUCCACCCUCUUCUUCAUCGCCACCACAACCCAUCACGCCAAUACCGUGGCCAACAACCCGGGAUAUCGAAAUAUUAGUUUCGACCCUGACCCCCACAAUUACCUAGCGAUAAGCGUCGUCCCCCUACUCUGGAGCGCCGUCUGGUCAUUCAUCGUGCUCCGCAGCCUCCUCAACGCAAUCAAUCACUCCUCCUCCAUCUCCUCCUCCAUCUCCUCCUCCAUCUCCUUGUCUGCAACCCCAACCACAUCAGCCCCUACCGACAGCGAAGCUCUUACCAACUCCGCAGCCGAAGCGGCCAAAUCUGGUAAUCCAAACCCCGCCAAGCCUCCCAGACACCAAUCCCGCCAGGGCUGCUGCUGCACCUGUUCCCCCUGGCUCCUCCCAACGACGGGCCCGCACCCAGUCCUAAUCCUAUGCAUCGAGAUCUUCCUCUGGUCCGGCCUCGUUAUAAUUGUCACCCUUUUCGGUAUCCUCCCCUCCCACAUUGCCGCCGAAACCAUCUUCCUUGACUUCAGUCAUGAUUGUCCCGCUUACUUGGACUCUCCGCCCAGAACCCCGCGGCGGAUGGACUUUUAUUGUUUGGAUACUUACAAGCAGGUCGUGGGAUUGGAGGUGGUGGCGUUGGUGGGGAUGGGGACGGGGACGGAGCUGAUUGUUAUUUUGCCUCCCUCUGCUGGUGACGCUGCUGCAGCGGGUCAGAAAUCCGAGGCCAUCCACUACAUGCUGGACGUGCGAUGGUAG